Oncorhynchus mykiss (rainbow trout) is the source of this 1935-nucleotide messenger RNA. The record is from RefSeq and is a predicted model, not a curated record. NCBI's taxonomy places the organism in Eukaryota, Metazoa, Chordata, Actinopteri, Salmoniformes, Salmonidae.
AUGAGUUUACAACUCAAUUAUAGUGGCAAUGGCAGUUCGGAGCGGGAGGACGCGGGAGGAACUGAUGAGACAGGUGAACACGACUUUGCGCUUAUAAAAGCUGGGGUUUUGGGAUUGAUUUUUGUCUUAGCCACAUGUGGGAAUUUGUGCCUUCUGCAUGCACUUUGGAGGAAGCGCAAGAUGAAUACAAGGACCCAACUGUUCCUUCUGCACCUGUGUUUUGCGGACCUAGUGGUCGCUUUCUUCCAAGUCCUACCGCAGUUCUGCAUGGAGAUUACGCACCGGUUCCGGGGCUCAGAUUUCGUCUGUAGGUCGGUGAAAUAUCUUCAGGUGGUUGGGAUGUUCGCCUCCACAUACAUGAUAGUGGCCAUGACCAUAGAUCGGUACCAUGCGGUCUGCAAACCCAUGGUGUCGUUCUUGAAGGGUUCUUUUAAGAGGUACGUCGCCAUAGGCGCAGCGUGGCUGGUCUCUCUGGCUUUCAGCACUCCGCAACUCUUCAUCUUCUCUCUCCAAGAACUAGAGGACAACCUGUAUGAUUGUUGGGCGACAUUUAUCGAACCUUGGGGUUCUAAAAUAUACAUCAGCUGGAUUACUUUAUCAGUGUUUGUUCUCCCGGUUAUCAUCUUGCUGUACUGCCAGAUUAAAAUAUGCACGGGGAUAUACUUUAACAUGAAGAGAAAGGCGCUCCAGGCUUCCACGAGCGACAGGCGCACGGGCACCAAAGGGGUCUCGAGCGCGAUGUUGAAGACGGUCAAAAUGACAUUCGUCAUCAUUAUGGUCUACUCGAUAUGCUGGAGCCCCUUCUUUGUGGUCCAGUUGUGGUCUGCAUGGAGUCCCAGUACAGCGCCCACAAAUGGUCCACUGUUUGUCAUCAUCAUGCUGCUUGCCAGUCUAAACAGCUGUACCAACCCCUGGAUCUAUCUUUACUACAGCUAGGAGACACUAUGUUGGACUAGCUCUGGCCCAGGGCGCUGCUUUCAGCUUCACAGAAGGCUCAGCAUCAGCAAGACGACCAUUUUAGCUCUCAGCAGUAAGCAAAUGUAAUGUAUGUUCUGUCAAGAUAAUAUUCUAUAAGAGGUGCAGGAACUGGAGCAGUAGAACAUUUGAGGUGUCUUUACAUAGAUAUCUGUAUGUUCUCUGUUUUGUGUAAUGCAACAAUAAAACACGUCUGUACACGAUUUGAAUAAUUCACUGAACACGUCUGAAUGUAUCUAUCUACUAAUACAAACAUUAUUUUAAAACCCUGGUGCAACACUCUGCUCAGGAGGAGUGUAAAUGUUUCCUGUAGGUGGGGUCAUGUGGUUGUGCUGACUGUGUUUCCUGUAGGUGGGGUCAUGUGGUUGUGCUGACUGUGUUUCCUGUAGGUGGGGCCAUGUGGUUGUGCUGACUGUGUUUCCUGUAGGUGGGGUCAUGUGGUUGUGCUGACUGUGUUUCCUGUAGGUGUGGUCAUGUGGUUGUGCUGACUGUGUUUCCUGUAGGUGGGGUCAUGUGGUUGUGCUGACUGUGUUUCCUGUAGGUGGGGCCAUGUGGUUGUGCUGACUGUGUUUCCUGUAGGUGGGGUCAUGUGGUUGUGCUGACUGUGUUUCCUGUAGGUGGGGUCAUGUGUUUGUGCUGACUGUGUUUCCUGUAGGUGGGGUCAUGUGGUUGUGCUGACUGUGUUUCCUGUAGGUGGGGUCAUGUGGUUGUGCUGACUGUGUUUCAUGUUGAACAUUACUCUGCUCAGGAGGAGUGUAAAUGUUUCCUGUAGGUGGGGUCAUGUGGUUGUGCUGACUGUGUUUCAUGUUGAACAUUACUCUGCUCAGGAGGAGUGUAAAUGUUUCCUGUAGGUGGGGUCAUGUGGUUGUGCUGACUGUGUUUCCUGUAGGUGGGGUCAUGUGGUUGUGCUGACUGUGUUUCAUGUUGAACAUUACUCUGCUCAGGAGGAGUGUAAAUGUU